Oncorhynchus keta (chum salmon) is the source of this 1632-nucleotide messenger RNA. Its product is annotated as fap1 adhesin-like. Bases 423 to 1547 code for a protein of 374 amino acids. NCBI's taxonomy places the organism in Eukaryota, Metazoa, Chordata, Actinopteri, Salmoniformes, Salmonidae. The record is from RefSeq and is a predicted model, not a curated record. The transcript is spliced from 5 exons.
CACAGUCUAUGAAUCAGUCUAUAACACCAAACCCAGUCUAUGAAUCAGUCUAUAACACCAAACCCACAGUCUAUGAAUCAGUCUACAACACCAAACCCAGUCUAUGAAUCAGUCUACAACACCAAACCCACUGUCUAUAAGCCAGUCUAUGAACCAGUCUACAACACCAAACCCACUGUGUAUAAGCCAGUCUAUGAACCUGUCUACAACACCAAACCUACAGUCUAUAAGCCAGUCUACAACACCAAACCUACAGUCUAUAAGCCAGUCUAUAACACCAAACCCACAGUCUAUAAGCCAGUCUAUGAAUCAGUCUAUAAGCCAGUCUAUUAGCAGGUCUAUGAAUCAGUCUAUAAGCCAGUCUAUGAACCAGUCUACAACACCAAACCCACAAGUUUAUAAGCCAGUCUAUAAGCAGGUCUAUGAAUCAGUCUAUAAGCCAGUCUAUAAGCAGGUCUAUGAAUCAGUCUAUAAGCAGGUCUAUGAAUCAGUUUAUAAGCCAGUCUAUAAGCCAGUCUAUAAGCAGGUCUAUUAAUCAGUCUAUAAGCCAGUCUAUAAGCAGGUCUAUGAAUCAGUCUAUAAGCCAGUCUAUAAGCAGGUCUAUGAAUCAGUCUAUAAGCCAGUCUAUAAGCAGGUCUAUGAAUCAGUCUAUAAGCCAGUCUAUAAGCAGGUCUAUGAAUCAGUCUAUAAGCAGGUCUAUGAAUCAGUUUAUAAGCCAGUCUAUAAGCCAGUCUAUAAGCAGGUCUAUGAAUCAGUCUAUAAGCCAGUCUAUAAGCCAGUCUAUAAGCAGGUCUAUGAAUCAGUCUAUAAGCCAGUCUAUAAGCAGGUCUAUGAAUCAGUCUAUAAGCCAGUCUAUAAGCAGGUCUAUGAAUCAGUCUAUAAGCCAGUCUAUAAGCAGGUCUAUGAAUCAGUCUAUAAGCAGGUCUAUGAAUCAGUUUAUAAGCCAGUCUAUAAGCCAGUCUAUAAGCAGGUCUAUUAAUCAGUCUAUAAGCCAGUCUAUAAGCAGGUCUAUGAAUCAGUCUAUAAGCCAGUCUAUAAGCAGGUCUAUGAAUCAGUCUAUAAGCCAGUCUAUAAGCAGGUCUAUGAAUCAGUCUAUAAGCCAGUCUAUAAGCAGGUCUAUGAAUCAGUCUAUAAGCCAGUCUAUAAGGAGGUCUAUGAAUCAGUCUAUAAGCCAGUCUAUAAGGAGGUCUAUGAAUCAGUCUAUAAGCAGGUCUAUGAAUCAGUUUAUAAGCCAGUCUAUAAGCCAGUCUAUAAGCAGGUCUAUGAAUCAGUCUAUAAGCCAGUCUAUAAGCAAGCCAGUCUAUAAGCCAGUCUAUAAGCAGGUCUAUGAAUCAGUCUAUAAGCCAGUCUAUAAGCAGGUCUAUGAAUCAGUCUAUAAGCCAGUCUAUAAGCAGGUCUAUGAAUCAGUCUAUAAGCCAGUCUAUAAGCCAGUCUAUAAGCCAUGGUCUAAUACCAUGUUAUUUUUCAUUCACACCAAUCUGCAGCGUCUUUGGUUUACAACAACCGUGCAUUUCACACCACAGUCUCAUCCCGUCUUCUAUUCCUGACUGUAACAUCAACUGUGUUACAACAUCAAUCACAGAGACCUGCACCUGGCUGGCACUGACUGUCUAUUUCAAGAAAACAGUCCGU